AGUCUCAUCUAUUCACAUCUAUCGAAACUAGGCCAUCUCUAAUUAAAAAGGUUUGUUGUGGUCGGCAAGACCGCCAAAACGUAAACAACAUGAGCUUCAUACAGUUUGAGAGUGCCAGGGAAAAGGACAAAGCUCGCCAGGAACUUCGCGAUGCCCGCGCUGAAAUGCUCCAGCAGGCCAAGGACCGCGCUGAGCUUCGCAACCAGAGGGAGCGCCAGAAAGAACUGCGCGGCGAAGGGGCCACCUGGAUGCUCCCAGCAGUGGCACAGAAACUGGAGAAAUCUUCUUCCAGCUCCUCCUCGAAAAAGGCAAAAAAAAAAAAGAAGGCAGAGCACAAAUCCAAAUCUAAAAACAAGAAAUCAUCCAGGAAAAAGAAGAAAAAGCGUCACAGUAGCAGCAGCAGCAGCGAUAGUAGUAGCGAUAGUGAGAGUUCCAGCUCCAGCUCUUCCUUAUCCAGUGAGGAUGAAAAGGAACGCCGGCGACGUAAGAAAAAGUCAAAGAAGAAGCGCCAGGAAAGCAACAGCGAGGACGAGUGGGUGGAGAGGACUCCGGCCGCUGAGGUGCCUCUGCAACGCGACAACUGGAUGACCAACGAGGCUCUCCUGCUGAAGACCUUUUCGAAGGAGCAGAAACAGCCAACGAAGCCGAACGAGAAACUCCAGCAAAUAGAUGCCUAUGAUCCGGCCAAAAGCGGACGUGAACUGAAUCCUUAUUGGAAGAGUAAUGGCACGGGCCUGCCCGGCUUCCAGAAGCCACAGGACGAUGACGACUCCGGGGAGCGGGGUGCAAAGCAGCACUCGAAUUCUGGUCAGAGUUCCUCCUCUCGCGGAUGGCGAAAGCCCUCUGCCAAGCCACCCUCGCCCAGGAGAAGCAAAUCCGUGUCAGAAAGCGAGUCCUCUGGCGAGGAACCUGAACCGGAAAAAGCACCUGCUCUCCCCUGCUUGACCGAUGAGCAGAUCAACGAGUUGGCGGGAAAGGCCAUCAAGGCGGAGCUCAAGGGCAAGAAGGAGCUGGCGGCUGAUCUUAAUCAGCAGCUGGAGAACGCACGCAAGGCGCGGGCCGAGUUCCUGGCGUCCGGCAAGUCCAUACCGAAAGCCAGUGCCAAGGAUCCGAAGAAGAAAUCCGCAUCCGAGCAUGUUCUUCUCACCAAAACGGAUCAGAGCGGUAACGUGCGGCCACUGGUGCACGCUGGGGCGCAGAGUAGCCCCAACGAUCUGUAUGGAGGAAGCAAGGGACGGAAACGCAGCAACAAGAAGGUGGAGACACAUGUGGACGGCCAGAGGGUGCGCUACUUUGCCGAUGACGACCGAUAUGACAUUAAGCAAAUGUUCGAGCGGGAAAAGCAUGCCACUGCCGCCGAGUCCAACCUGCAGUACGCCGACAUUCUGUCCAAGCACAAGAAUCCCAAUGACGAUCUUGAGGACUUGUUUGCCGACAAAGUGCGCAAGCAAAUCUCACCUGGCGACGCCGAGAAGAGGGAACUCCAGAGCGCCAUCAAGGAACACGAGAAGAUGGCGGCCAGCCUGAAGAACUGUGAGCGCUGCUUCGACUCCGCCAAGCUGGACAAGCAGCUGUUGGUCUCCAUGGGCGACAAGAUCUACCUAAGCAUACCCUGGUAUGUUGGCCUGCAGAAUGGCCACUGCAUCCUGACCACCUUGCAGCACGUGUCCUGCUGCACGCAACUAGACGAGGAUGCCUGGGAGGAGCUGAGUAACUUCCGCAAAGCGCUAACCCGCAUGUUUGCCGCCCGACGGCAGGACGUGGUGUUCUAUGAGAUUGCCAACAAGCUGCAUCGCCGACCACAUCUCAGUGUCCACUGCAUCCCCAUUCCCUCUAGUCAGGGAGAAAUGGCUCCCUUCUAUUUCAAGAAAGCCAUCGAGGAGUCGGAACAGGAGUGGUGCAUCAACAAGCAGCUGGUUUCCCUGCGCCAGAAGUCGCUGCGGGCAGCCAUUCCCAAGGGUCUGCCCUAUGUGUGGAUCCACUUUGGCAUGGACUCGGGCUUUGCCCACGUAAUCGAAGAUCAGGACCGUUUCCCCGCCAACUUUGCACAAGAAAUAAUUGGUGGAAUGCUGGAACUGAAUCCCAACUCCUGGCGCAAGCCACGAAAAGAACAGAAUCCAGUUGGCAAGGUCAAGUCCCUUGCAGAAAUGUGGAAGAAGUAUGAUUGCACUGAGCAUUAAUUAUAAUUGUAAUAUUGUAAUAUAUUAUGUUUUAAAAAUGUUACUCUGAUAAGAGUUUGUAGUUCCGAUGGAACUUCUAAGGCUUGUAGGGGUGGCUUGUAUAGUUCUUAAGAUAAACAAACAUUUUACUUGAAAA
This is a messenger RNA of Drosophila ananassae, 2316 nucleotides long. RefSeq names its product CWF19-like protein 2 homolog. The coding region runs from base 90 to 2180 and encodes 696 amino acids. Lineage: Eukaryota; Metazoa; Arthropoda; Insecta; Diptera; Drosophilidae. The transcript has 3 exons. Gene Ontology annotation, cellular component: post-mRNA release spliceosomal complex. Gene Ontology annotation, biological process: mRNA splicing, via spliceosome. The record is from RefSeq and is a predicted model, not a curated record.